This is a messenger RNA of Durusdinium trenchii, 813 nucleotides long. The record is from the annotation of a GenBank genome assembly. Lineage: Eukaryota; Dinophyceae; Suessiales; Symbiodiniaceae.
AUGGCCAUACGGGCGAUGGUCUCAUGCCCCACUGGCAGCAUUCGGACCCAAUCCCCUGAGAGGAGGACCAAAGAGAUCAUUGAGACCUUCCCCUUGCGCGUGAGCAAUGAAUUGCCCCGUGUCUUUCACCUGGGAUUCCACAGUGCAAAGAGUUUCGGGGCAUCAAGCUACUUCAUUCCGUUGUCAAUGCCGUCCGGUGAACGACUGAAUAUCAUGUUCGAUUCCCCACGAUAUUCCUCCAAGCUAGCCAAGCUCCUGGAUGCUGCUGGGGGCGUCGACCUCAUGGUGAUGAGCCAUAAGGAUGACGUGGCAGAUCACAACAAGUGGAAGGAGCGCUUUCCUUCUAUGAGGCGUGUCAUGCACGCGGCGGAUGUGCGGGGUCCAGAUGCAUGGCCUUACAUCGACAUGACCGGCGUCGAGGAGCAGCUGGAUGGGAAGGGUCCAUGGAUCUUGGCAGAUGGUGUGAAGGUCCUCCACACUCCAGGGCAUAGUGCUGGUUCGAUCACCCUCAUUUUGGAUGGCCGUGUGACUGGCGGGGACGGUGCGGCCUUCACUGGUGAUCACUUGGCCAUGAACGGGCGCUUGGGGCGCCUAGAUGGUUUUGCUCGUUACUCCGAUGAUUUAGACCUGCAAGCCGAAUCCAUGCGCAGGUUGGCAGAGGAGGACUUCCUUUGGAUCCUCCCGGGCCACGGCCGCCGGGUUCGCUUUGCUUCGGCCCAGCAGCGGCAGGCGGAGCUGCGCCAAGCCGCGGCGCAGUAUUUGUCCGACCCACGAGGGGCCCAAGCACCGGGGCCCAUGUUUCAUGUCGCGUAG